Molecule: messenger RNA, 3067 nt
Organism: Aspergillus versicolor CBS 583.65
Lineage: Eukaryota; Fungi; Ascomycota; Eurotiomycetes; Eurotiales; Aspergillaceae
Product: tetratricopeptide repeat protein
Exons: 2
Coding region: 402-2972 (856 amino acids)
Molecular function (GO): protein binding
Source: RefSeq, a predicted model, not a curated record
GCUUUUAACUGAGCGUCCAUCAUGAGACCAGCGACUCAGCCGCAAUUAACAGGCUCGUUUAACUCACUUCCAAUUAUUAUUUUUAGCUCGUACACUCUCGGACUAAGACCGAUUGAGUAUUUAUGGCUUCAAAAUCUCGUAUUCAUUCUACGCCGGUCGACUUAGUGCGCUGUCCAAGUGGCUUCCGAGGCUGAUUGUAUCUCACAAGACACAUUUCCCCAAAGUAUUUGAUUAAUGAGGCGCUGCCGCUUUGACAGGAAUAAUAGAAAGAUAAGCAAAGGGUAUAUAGAGUAGUGGGGUCCAUUAUGUUCCCAUCGCUUCUCUUAGGAACCUGCUAGCUUUCUAUCUGCCCCUGAAUCCGACGACAGUUAUCUGAAAAUCAGUGUAUUACACUCAGCACAAUGUCGUUUUGCUUGGAGAAACAGGGCACCGACGACAAGAAUAACACCAAAGAGCAUGAUACUGACAAAGGUGAAGAGGAAAACAAAAGGGGCGAGACUACAUGGGAGAGAGAGUCAACACUGCAAGAGGGAGCAGAUUACAUUGCCGCCCGACUCAAGGGCAGUCUAGAGGUAUCGCUGACUGGACCGACCAAGGAUAGCAGCAAGGUCUCCGCUGCUGUUUCUAUUACCGGCGAGGGAGGGACAGUGGAUGAGGAAUCCCCUGGGUGUGAGCACCCUGCAUUUGAGUUAUACUGGAUCAAAGAGCAUCAUGUCAGACGGAAGAUAGCCCCAGGUGACCUUAGCGACGCCCCCGAAUAUGAAGUGGUCCGGUUCUUCGACCGCGAGGCGAACCCGGAGUACCAGCAUGUACAUCCCGGGACGGUAACAGUGCAAGGGUACGGGAUAGAAAUGUGGGAUUACGAGCAGACCCAGGGCCCUGGACUCCGAGAUUCUGAGAAGAACUAUCUUUAUCACGUCGGCGACCUCCCAGAGCCAGGAGGGAAGGAGCUGAUUAGACGACUGCAUGAGCUGCAGAACGAAGAUGAGGGAAGACCACUAGGUGAGAACCUGGACUAUGACGAGGCAGACCUCGAGCAGUUUGUAGGGGAUUCUGCCAUUGCAAUUGCGGACGGGGAGAAGAGUAUUGAUGCGAUGCUGGAUGUUUGUCUUGCUGUGCUGAAUCGGGGGGAUACUUUCAAGAAUUUCGCCACAAAGUUCACUAUUGCGCAGGAGUGGACUCAUAUAGAGGGAGAAGGGAUAUUGGGGAUUAUGGGCUUCUUUUGGCAGAUGGUCAUCUCGGGUGAGGUUGCGAGGCGUUUGGAUAGGAGUACCAGCGCGCAGUCUGAUGAGCAGGACCAAAUAGACGGGAUGUCGCUCCAGGUUGUUGCGUCGUUGAUUGUGUAUGGCCUGUGGAGACAGAAUGUCGAUUUGAAGUUCAGCUACGAGCUGCCGAUGCCACCAGCCAAGGAUGUCUCCUCGGAGGAGCGUAUAGAGGCAGGAGUGCUGCUUCGAAUGGCCGAGAAGUUCAUGGCGGAUACCAUGCCAGAUAUAGCUGCAGAAACUCUCGAAGAGGCUAUAGCUAUCGAUCCUGCCAACGUCGAAUAUCGGCACAGAAGAUGCCGUGCGCUUCGCAGGACAGCCGAGCUCGAUGCACUUGUAGGAGAUGAGGAGGACUCGGAGAUGCGGUACGCGGAACUUACAGUGGAGGCCAAGUACUUGACGCAAUAUGCCCCCGGUGACUGGCAGGCCUGGGAGCUCCUCGCCGAAGCACAGAUGGGACGAGGUGCGUUGAAGAAAGGGUUACAAGCCUAUGAACAGGCCGAGUCUGUUGCAACAAGCGACGAAGACAAGAAAUACCUAAAGAGUAAGGUCGUGGAAGCGCGAGUAGCCCUUGUGGACGAGUUUCUCGGCGCAACACGCCUGGAUGACAAAGUAGAGCAGCACGAAGCUAUGAGGGAUAUAAAGGACUGGAACUAUGACUUUGUGGACGGAGUGAUGAAGUCCCAUUCCAACGUAUAUGAACGUCAAGAGGAAGGACUGGUAGCGUUUGCGAAGAAGAUCAAAUGGCCGCAUGUUGAUGAAGUUACGCAACGGAUUGAGGGCACCUACGCACGCCUUCACAGUGGAGCAGAAGAGAACCUUCCGGCCAUUAUCCACGAUUGGUUGUAUGGUCUGGUGCUACCAGGGAGGUUCUUUGCAUACAAUGUGAUGUCCUGCUUGGUCCUAUGUACCCCGUCUCUUUCUCUCGGUAUCCCACCAAGCGCCAGCCAUGGUCUGGUCCUGGGAGAUAUCUCCUAUUGGCCGAUACAUACAGUGAUGGGCCGCGUCUUGGGUGGCAUAUCAGGCAUAGGAUCGCUGGCUGGCUGGAUAGGUCCCUGCUCUUCCGUCAUGUUGGACGUAGAAACGGUGACUCAGAGUGGCAGGACGACCGGAUGGGUGUAUGUAGAUGGAGAGCGUGUGGCACCAGAGCUACAGAGCAGCGAUGAACUAUCGGAAUACCUCGACAAUGAAGAUACAGCUUCUUAUAUAGUCGACAGCGAGGACCCUGGGAAAUGGACUACACCUGAGCGUCCAGUCCGAGAUACGAGUCAAUACACUCUGAAGACUGUCCACAUCAAGUCCGCCGGGGAAGGACAAGCCGCUGAACUUUCAGCGAGAAUUAUAUUCGAGGUGAAUGAAUCGACCAUGGUUGAGAUCCCUUUACGGACUACCCCGGUCUUUGUCGUUCCUCCUCGAUGCCAGCCAUCUGAUCCCGCAGGACACCCUAUUCAUGUCAGCGAGCUGGAAAUAAACCCAGCAAAGAGCUGGACUCCAGACAAGCUUCUAGAUGACGAUGUGUUUGGUGACGCUCGUACCGCUGACAUGCUGGUUAUCAAUGCUACCGGUAAUGGGGCUGAGACUAUGGCUCGUGCUGUAUGCGCUUUCCGUGGCAUGAAUGCAGUUAUUCGGACACCUGAAAGCCCUUGCUUUGCCUGUACCUUGAAGGCAGCGCGGUCACUGAAGAUUAAUGCUGUGAUAUGGUGUGAUUGACGAGUGUUAUUGGAUAUAGAUUUAUUUUUAUGCACAAUUCAUAGGUAUAUUUCAAUUAUCGUUCAUAACUACCAGAACAGGCUUAGUCCAGGCCA